Epithele typhae is the source of this 846-nucleotide messenger RNA. Its product is annotated as transcription initiation factor IIE subunit beta. The record is from RefSeq and is a predicted model, not a curated record. Bases 1 to 846 code for a protein of 281 amino acids. Gene Ontology annotation, cellular component: transcription factor TFIIE complex. The transcript has 6 exons. Gene Ontology annotation, biological process: transcription initiation at RNA polymerase II promoter. NCBI's taxonomy places the organism in Eukaryota, Fungi, Basidiomycota, Agaricomycetes, Polyporales, Epitheliaceae.
AUGGCUCUCGCCCGCGACGUCGCCGCCUUCAAAACCGCCCUCCACCGCCAGGACUACACCUCCUGGCACUCCCACCCCCCUCCUCUCCAGCCCGGCGCCCCUGCCCAUGCACCCGCGGCUCCGUCGGAUGGUGGCGAGUCCUCCAAGAAAAAGAAGCGGCCAAAGUCCAACAUCGUCUACUCUCAGCCUGCCGACACGGGCUCGGGGACGAACAUCAACACCCAGCUUGUGUACCUCGUAAACCACCUCAAGUCUCAUGGCAACCCCAUGCGUCUCCAGGACCUGGCCAUCUACACGAGCACGCCUGUGGACACCGACAAGGUCCUUCUUGAGAAGUUCAGGGGACACGAUCGUGUCGUCCAUGACCCCAAGACGGACCUGUACUCGUACCGGCACGACUUCAACGUGCGCAACAAGGCUGCCCUCCUCACCGAGAUCCAGCGCCAGACCCGCAAGGGCGGCGGGCUCUCGAUCCGCACGCUCAAGGAGAGCUGGAAGGAGGCGCCGCAGGCGGUCGAGGAGCUCGAGAAGGAGGGCGAGGUGUACGUCACCCGGACGAUGAAGGACAACCAGAUGCGGAUGGUGUUCUGGAACGAGGUCAAGCCGGUCGAGGAUCAGGGCGGGAUGGCCGUCGACACAGAGUUCUCCGACCUCUGGCACAAGCUCGAGGUGCCGAACGACGUCGACCUGCUCAAGGCUCUUGCGUCCGAGGGCCUCCAGGCGACCGCGGCCGCCGCGCCGCGGCAGGUCCGCAUCACCAACACCCACUUGAAAGGCACGAUCGACCUCUCGCGCGACUACAUCACAUACGACGAGUAUUCGGCGCCCAUACUUGCCGGGUGGUAA